Molecule: messenger RNA, 402 nt
Organism: Protopolystoma xenopodis
Lineage: Eukaryota; Metazoa; Platyhelminthes; Monogenea; Polystomatidea; Polystomatidae
Source: the annotation of a GenBank genome assembly
AUGGCAGAAGACGCGGAAUUGGGUCAAAUAGGCUCUAAUGACCUCAUAUCAGCGGAUUAUAGUGGUUUAGACUCGUCUGAAAUCAGUCCAAUAUGUAACGUUAUAGAACGAGAUCAGCAUUUCUUCACGCCUCUACUCUCAACUCUUGAACUGCCCUGCUUAUCUGUAAUUAAAGCUUCACCGUCAACUGUGGGAAGCUCCACCAGCCAGAACAUCAUUCCUAUAUCCAUUAACACUGCAACUAUCAAAAGCAAAGCGACAUAUCUGCCUCAAAGACCCUCAUCCUACAAUCUGGCCUGUCUGGACCCUGAAUACAUCGAUACCUAUCCUUCCUUGUCUCAGCCUAUCUUCGAUGGAAUAAUUAGAGACCAAGACUUUAUGGGCGAAUCUGGUGAAACUUCC